AGAAAGAGAGGUUGGGAACGGGGCUGAGUCCCUAUCGUUCUCCUCUUCUUCGCUCCCUUCACUGGGCCAUGAAUCCCCCCUCGCUGUGCAAAGCUCGGAGGCGAAGAGCUGCAUCGUUUCUCUCUCGCCCGCCUCAUUCAACGCGGUGGCAGAGAGAUUGAUCCAUAUAUCCAUGAAAAGGUUUGUAUAUUAAUAUCUGAGAGGAUGAUCAAGCAGAUACUCGGACGGCUUCCAAAGAAGCCACCAAAAUCAGCAGAAAGCCGGGAAUUCAGUGAUGGGGCGUCGAAUGGACUGAUGUUGAGUUCUUCAGCAAGCUCCAGAAGUGGGAGCUUGCCUGGUAAUAAGGCUAUAAUUUCAAACAAGUAUCCACCAGCAGGAACAUUAAAACCGAAUGGGAAUUCAUAUGAAGCAUUGCCCAGCUUUCGAGAUGUCCCGAGUUCCGAAAAGCAGAGCUUGCUUAUCAGAAAGUUGAACUUGUGCUGUGUUGUUUUUGACUUUAGAGAUCCAACAAUGAAUGUGAAAGAGAAGGAAAUUAAGCGUCAGACCUUGUUGGAGCUUGUGGAUUAUGUAACUUCGGCAAAUGGGAAGUUUGCGGAGAAUGUUCUGCAGGAGAUUGUCAAAAUGGUGUCUAUAAACUUGUUUAGGGCAGCAACAACUCUAUCACAUGAGAACAAAGUUUUGGAAGCUCUUGAUUCGGAGGAAGAGGAACCUGUAAUGGAUCCUGCUUGGCCACAUUUGCAGGUUGUUUAUGAGUUCUUCUUGAGAUUUGUUGCGUCCCCUGAGACUGAUCCCAAGGUGGCAAAAAGAUAUAUGGAUCAUUCCUUUAUUCUUAAGCUGCUGGAUCUCUUUGACUCUGAAGACCCAAGAGAGAGAGAUUACUUAAAGACAAUACUGCAUCGUAUUUAUGGUAGAUUUAUGGUACAUCGGCCAUUCAUUAGGAAAGCAAUCAACAAUAUUUUCUAUCAGUUCAUCUUUGAAACUGAAAAGCAUAAUGGGAUUGCAGAGCUCUUGGAGAUUUUAGGAAGCAUUAUUAAUGGGUUUGCUUUGCCACUCAAGGAAGAGCACAAGUUGUUUCUGGUUCGAGUACUGAUUCCACUUCACAAACCGAAAUGCAUCCAGAUGUACCAUCAACAGCUAUCAUAUUGCAUUAUGCAAUUCAUUGAGAAAGAUUGCAAACUUGCGGAUAUUGUUAUAAGGGGUUUAUUGAAGUAUUGGCCUGUAACGAAUAGUUCGAAAGAAGUGAUGUUCUUAGGAGAGGUGGAAGAAGUCCUGGAAGCAACUCAGCCUGCAGAAUUUCAACGUUGUAUAGUUCUGCUUUUCCGUCAGAUUGCCCGUUGCAUGAAUAGUUUCCACUUUCAGGUAGCAGAAAGGGCGCUGUUCUUAUGGAGCAAUGAUCAUGUAGAGAACUUGAUCAAACAAAACCGCAAAGUGAUACUGCCAAUCAUAUUCCCUGCAUUGGAGAGAAAUACAAGGGGGCAUUGGAAUCAAGCUGUUCGGAGUCUUACUUUGAAUGUUCGCAAGAUAUUCUCUGAUCAGGACCCUGAAUUGUUCGAGGAGUGCUUGCAAAAAUUUCAGGAGAAUGAAGGUAAAGAAGAAGAGAUCCAUUUGAAACAUGAAGCCAGAUGGAAAUCUCUUCAAGAAAUCGCAGCUUCUAAAAGCUACAAUUAAAUGAUGUUAUGCUUGUUCCCCGCCUCAAGUCCAACCAAAAAAUCUUCCCGGUUCUCACUGUAAUGGAUAUAUUUUGUGGGCAUUUCGACCCUGGAUGAUCCAAGAACAUUGUACAGGGACAAACUGCUAUGUAUGGCCAUGGUGAAGAAAUGAAAGUGUUUUCAUUGAUACGGUGUCACGGCCAUGACCAGUAGGAAUGGAGAACAUAGUCUUUCAGGUUGCCAUUCUCUGGUGGUAAGAGUGCCAAAUGUGUAGUAGUAAAUGUUUGCUAUCCUCUGGUAUUUCACUAGACAACAACCUGCUAGUGCUAGUUAUUGAUGUCAGUUCUUUAAUUUGAAGAACAAGAUGGAACCUUCGUUGCCAUGAGUCUUUGUGGCAUUUGCUGUGUGCUUUGUUGGUUUUAAUUUUUGUUGUGGGUCA
Dioscorea cayenensis subsp. rotundata (Guinea yam) is the source of this 2088-nucleotide messenger RNA. RefSeq names its product serine/threonine protein phosphatase 2A 57 kDa regulatory subunit B' theta isoform-like. Lineage: Eukaryota; Viridiplantae; Streptophyta; Magnoliopsida; Dioscoreales; Dioscoreaceae. Gene Ontology annotation, biological process: signal transduction. Gene Ontology annotation, cellular component: protein phosphatase type 2A complex. Gene Ontology annotation, molecular function: protein phosphatase regulator activity. The transcript has 3 exons. The coding region runs from base 205 to 1668 and encodes 487 amino acids. The record is from RefSeq and is a predicted model, not a curated record.